CCCACGUCAUGUGGUGUCGUGUUCCUUUUUCCCAGCGUUACAUAACCUCCCCACCUUUUGUUUGUCUUUAAGCUCCAUGAGAAGAAAAAAAAAGUGCAGCAGGGAGAGACGUCUCAGUCCAGAGCUGACUUUAGAGAAGGAUCACACACCGGUAGCCGGAACACUUCAAACUGAUAAGAUGAGUAAGAAGCUGAUCCUGGACGUGGACACCGGGGUGGACGAUGCCCAGGCCAUCAUGAUGGCCAUCGCAGACCCCAACGUGGAGAUCCUGGCGAUCACCUGCAGCCACGGCAACACCAAGCUGGACAACGCCUGCAAGAACACACUGCGUGUCCUCAAAGUCUGCGGCCGGAUGGACAUCCCAGUGUACCGCGGCUGCUCCGAGCCGGUGCUGGGCCGCAAGCGCCACGCUGGAGACUUCCACGGGAAGGACGGGCUGGGCGACGCCCCGGAUCCAGACGCUCCGGGCCUGGAGCUGCUGCAGAAGAGAAGAGCUCCACAGGCCAUAAUUAAGAUCGUCAACGCAAACCCUGGAGAGGUGACUCUCGUUGCCACGGCGCCCCUCACUAACCUGGCCGUGGCUGCACAGCUGAACCCGUCCUUCUCCAAGAACCUGAAGGCGCUCUACAUCAUGGGGGGGAACACUGAGUCCAGGGGUAACACCACCGUGUGUGGAGAGUUCAACUUCGUGGCUGACCCCGAGGCGGCCUACAUCGUGCUGGACCGCUACACCUGCCCCACCUACAUCGCCCCCUGGGAGUUCAGCUGCAGGAACAGCCUGCCGUGGUCUUUCUGCGACACUUGGCUGGCCCAGGACACGGAGAAGGCUCGCUUCAUGAAGAAGAUCUCCCUCCACACCAGAACGAUGGUCCAGACGGAGCGCUAUCAAAAGGAGCUGGUGUCCGGACCUGGGUUCAACACCUGCGACACCUACGCUUUGGCUGCCGCCAUCGACGACACUCUGCUGACGGAGAGUGACGAGGUCGCGGUGACGGUGGAGUUGGAGGGCACACACACCCGAGGCAUGAUGGUCCUGGACUACAUGGACCUGCUCAAGAAGAAGCACAAGGUCUUCAUCAUGAAGAGCAUCGACCUGGAGAAGUUCAAACGGCUGUUGACGAACGCACUGAACUAGCGUGACGUCUGCAAACGGGCACACACACACAUGUAUCGUUGUUAUUUGUUUCAAAUCAAGGAGGUUUUUUGGAUCCAUUGUUGAUGGUGUAAUUGGCUUUUUGAUUAGUUCGUGCAGCCGUUAACUCAAGAAUAGAAAGAAGUUGAUUUAUAUUGUGAGUGGCUGUGAUUUCUUCAACUGCUUAUAAACUAUGUAUGAAUUUACCUAAUAUGUAAAGCACUGGUUCUUUCAUAACAUAAAUAAGAUGAUACUUA
Messenger RNA from Pseudoliparis swirei, 1389 nucleotides. Its product is annotated as nucleoside hydrolase-like. Gene Ontology annotation, molecular function: hydrolase activity, hydrolyzing N-glycosyl compounds. NCBI's taxonomy places the organism in Eukaryota, Metazoa, Chordata, Actinopteri, Perciformes, Liparidae. The coding region runs from base 77 to 1135 and encodes 352 amino acids. The record is from RefSeq and is a predicted model, not a curated record. The transcript has 8 exons.